CCUCCAUAAACACUGGUUUAGGACUCGUUCGCCCCGUUGAGGCCCCGGCACCCCCGCCAUGGAGGCCCCGGCGGAUCCCGGGCCCCACGCCUCGGCCGCGGCCGCCAGCGCGGCGCCCCUGCGCGCCCCGGAGGUGGCGCGGCUCCGCGAGGAGCAGGAAAAGGUGGUCACUAACUGCCAAGAGAAAAUCCAGCAUUGGAAGAAGGUAGAUAGUGACUAUAAUGCCCUUCAAGAAAGACUCAGUACUUUGCCUGAUAAAUUGUCUUAUAAUAUCAUGGUACCACUUGGCCCCUUUGCCUUCAUGCCAGGAAAACUUGUCCACACCAAUGAAGUCACUGUUUUACUUGGGGACAAUUGGUUUGCAAAGUGUUCGGCAAAGCAGGCUGUGGGCUUAGUUGAGCACCGGAAAGAACAUGUGAGAAAAACAAUAGAUGAUUUAAAAAGAGUGAUGAAAAAUUUUGAAUCCAGAGUGGAAUUCACUGAAGAUUUGCAGAAGAUGAGUGAUGCUGCGGGUGAUAUAGUUGAUAUAAGAGAAGAAAUAAAAAGUGACUUUGAAUAUAAAGCAAAAAAUCGAAUUGCUCAUAAACCUCACUCCAAACCAAAAACUUCAGAUAUUUUUGAAGCAGAUUUUACAAAUGAUGUAAAAUCCAAGGAUUUGCUUGCUGAUAAGGAACUGUGGGAUCGACUUGAAGAACUGGAGCGACAAGAAGAAUUGCUGGGUGAACUUGAUAGUAAACCUGAUACUGUGAUUACAAAUGGAGAUGAUACAACAUCUUCUGAGGAGGAAAAGGAAGAUCAGAACAUAAAUGUGAAUGUGAUGCAUCCAGUAACAGACUCUCUGACACCUAAUAGUUGUAAGAAUGUCACAAAUUCAGAACUGUUCAAUGGUCGACUGAAUGGUCAGUUGAACUGUUCAAUGAAUGGGACGCAUUCUUACCACAGUCAUGAAGAAGAAGAAAAGGAAGAAGAUGAUGACAAUGAUGACCAUGAAAACGGCCAUGAUGAUUUAGGGUUUGGAGAUGACUCUAUCCCAACAAUAUAUUUUUCUCAUACUAUUGAACCUAAGAGGGUCCGAAUAAAUACUGGAAAAAAUACCACUUUAAAAUUCAGUGAAAAGAAAGAAGAAGCCAAACGUAAACGAAAGAACAGCUCUGGCAGUAGCCAUGCUGCCCAAGAGCUGCCUACCAUUAGGACGCCUGCUGACAUUUAUAGAGUCUUUGUUGAUGUGGUGAAUGGAGAGUAUGUCCCUCGUAAGUCAAUCCUGAAGUCUCGCAGCAGAGAGAACAGCGUGUGCAGUGACACCAGCGAGAGCAGUGCUGCUGACUUCGACGACAGGCGGGGGCUUGUGCGCAGUGUCAGCUGUGAUGAGGCCGUGUGCAGUGACGCUGGCGAGAGCAUUUUGGAAGAGGAACAACAAAAUCAUCAAAAGAAACUUUUACCCUUAUCUGGAGCACCUGAGGCUUUUUCUGGAACUGUAAUAGAAAAAGAAUUUUUAUCACCCUCCUUAACACCACACCCCGCCAUGGCUCAUCCUGUGCUGCCCACCAUUCCAGAACGAAAAGAAGUUCUGUCGGAAGUGUCAGAAGAAACUACAAAGAGGGUUUCAAAGUUCAAAGCUGCUAGAUUGCAGCAAAAAAACUAGGCACUGUCUAGGAAAUGGGAGUUUACAUUCUAAAACCGAGUUUUGCAUUUGUUUAGAAUAUAUAUAGCAAAAUAUGUUGUAGGUAGUUUGAAAUGAGGCAUCCUGCAUUAAUUUGUCAACAAGUUCUCUUACCCUUAUCAGUGGUAUUUAAAAAAAAAUCAAAGUAAAUGUUUGAAUAUUUCAAGAUACUAUUUGUUUUGUUAAUUCUCUGAAUACUGUCAACUUUUUUGUCUAAGUGUGCCCUAUGAUGUAGUGGCAGCAUUUCGGAUUAUUUUUUAAAGAUUACUGUUCUUAUGCAUUGUUUUUGUGUUUUGAACUAAAUACAGGCAGGUUUAUGCCAGCUGUGAUGUUGUGCAUACCAUAUGGACCAUUUUAAAGAAACUUUUAAAUUUCAAGUAGAUUCCACAAUUAUAUUACUUGCUUUAGCAUUUGAAAGGCACUUUAAAAAAAAUCUACUUCUUGUAGGUUUUGCAACUAGGUGGCUAUUUAAAAAACUCUCCCUUCUGUCAUUCUAUAAUCUCUGAGGCCUGAAGCUAUGUGUACCCUAUGGGAAAGUUUCUUUGAUUGGAAGAAUGGUAUUUUGUAAAACAUUUUUUUUUUCAAGUAAAAAUUUUAUGAAACUUGGUCUC
Molecule: messenger RNA, 2271 nt
Organism: Talpa occidentalis (Iberian mole)
Lineage: Eukaryota; Metazoa; Chordata; Mammalia; Eulipotyphla; Talpidae
Gene: URI1
Product: URI1 prefoldin like chaperone
Exons: 11
Coding region: 59-1642 (527 amino acids)
Biological process (GO): negative regulation of phosphatase activity; negative regulation of transcription by RNA polymerase II
Molecular function (GO): chromatin binding; phosphatase inhibitor activity; transcription corepressor activity
Source: RefSeq, a predicted model, not a curated record